AUGAAGGGACUGCAUAAACUGACAGCAUCUGCAAUGGCUCUGUUCCUGGCAGCGUGCUUCGUAUCUUUCUCCUGGAGUGCACCUCAGGCUCAUUUCCAAAGGAGAAACUGGACUCCUCAGGCUAUGCUCUAUUUGAAGGGUGCACAGGGACGUCGAUUCAUCUCAGAUGAGAGCCAGCGAAAGGAUCUGUAUGACAGAAUGCAACUUGAAACACGCAGCCAAAACACAAAUCCUUUAUCUCUUUCUGAAGCUGCAGCACUGUUCCUUAGUUCCUUAUGGAAAGCACAAGAAGAAGUUGGAGAAGAAAACAUUGAUCACCAUGGCUACUUGACAGAUAAUCUAUCAAAUUGGUGA
Molecule: messenger RNA, 354 nt
Organism: Cariama cristata (Red-legged seriema)
Lineage: Eukaryota; Metazoa; Chordata; Aves; Cariamiformes; Cariamidae
Gene: SPX
Product: spexin hormone
Exons: 6
Coding region: 1-354 (117 amino acids)
Biological process (GO): positive regulation of gastro-intestinal system smooth muscle contraction
Cellular component (GO): cytoplasm
Molecular function (GO): neuropeptide hormone activity
Source: RefSeq, a predicted model, not a curated record